GGCGGGACUUCCGGCGUGCUCUUCCGCCAGCUGCCUUUCCCGGGCGUCUCCCCGCAACCUCCUCAACGCCCCUGGUCCGCGCCGCGGCGCCGCGGGGAGAGCGGCCGGGACUGGCGCCGGGGGAGCGUGCGCCGCAGUUAAAAGAAGAUGGAUGCACAGAGUUCAGCCAAAAUGAACACAAGAAAGAGGAGAAAAGAGGUACCUGGACCCAAUGGGGCAACAGAAGAAGAUGGAAUUUCUUCAAAAAUGCCACGCUGUGCAAUUGGCUUACAGCAGCCAGCUCCUUUUUCUGAUGAAAUUGAAGUAGACUUUAGUAAGCCCUAUGUCAGGGUAACUAUGGAAGAAGCCAGCAGAGGAACUCCUUGUGAUCGGCCUGUGAGAGUUUAUGCCGAUGGAAUAUUUGACUUAUUUCACUGUGGUCAUGCCCGGGCUCUAAUGCAAGCCAAGAACCUUUUCCCUAAUACAUACCUCAUUGUAGGAGUUUGCAGUGAUGAGCUUACACACAACUUCAAAGGCUUCACGGUGAUGAAUGAAAAUGAGCGCUAUGAUGCAGUGCAGCACUGCCGCUACGUGGAUGAGGUGGUGAGGAACGCCCCCUGGACCCUGACGCCGGAGUUCCUGGCUGAACACCGGAUUGAUUUUGUAGCCCAUGAUGACAUCCCUUAUUCUUCUGCUGGGAGUGAUGAUGUUUAUAAGCAUAUCAAGGAAGCAGGCAUGUUUGCUCCAACACAGAGGACAGAAGGUAUCUCUACAUCAGACAUUAUCACCCGAAUCGUCCGGGACUAUGAUGUGUAUGCCAGACGGAACCUACAGAGGGGCUACACGGCAAAGGAGCUCAAUGUCAGCUUUAUAAAUGAGAAGAAAUAUCACCUGCAGGAACGGGUUGACAAAGUAAAGAAGAAAGUGAAAGACGUGGAGGAAAAGUCAAAAGAAUUUGUUCAGAAGGUCGAGGAAAAAAGCAUUGAUCUCAUUCAGAAAUGGGAGGAGAAAUCCCGAGAAUUCAUUGGAAGUUUCCUGGAAAUGUUUGGUCCAGAAGGAGCACUGAAACAUAUGCUGAAAGAGGGGAAAGGCCGGAUGCUGCAGGCCAUCAGUCCAAAGCAGAGUCCCAGCAGCAGCCCCACGCGGGAACGCUCCCCCUCCCCAUCUUUCCGAUGGCCCUUCUCUGGCAAGACUUCCCCACCUUCCUCCCCAGCAAACCUCUCCAGGCACAAGGCUGCAGCCUAUGAUAUCAGUGAGGAUGAAGAAGACUAAGUUUUCAUCCCUCUUUUCCCCUCCCCUCCCUCUGUCCCAUCACCUUCGGAAGAUCUCUGUUGAAUUUCAAAUUGUGAUCCCAACACUAAACCUAAGGACAGCUACAAAGGAAAGAAAGUUGGGGCAAGAGGACCUAGGAUGGGCUCAGACAACCCAUCCUCCAAGAGCCAUCACCCAUCCACACCAAGAAGGAAGCUGACUACACCUCAGAAACCUGUUUUGCAUCCAUAUGCCCUCCCUAUAGACUUUGCUUUACUGUUUAUGUUCAUGUGAUCUUGACAGGGAAAUUGUCAUUUUAUUAAUUUUUUAAAAAUUAAUCUUUCAAAUGUUGUAAGUAGAACUAAUUUUUUGCCCCUGAGGAGUGGGCAGAAGGACGUGGUGUAUUACCCAGAGGCCUUUUCUUCCUGAUAUACUAUAGUGUUUGCCUUCUGUUCUGAGGCAAAGUGGCUUGCCAAGCCCUUCAAGCAAUGAGCCAUGCUGAGUGAUUUCAGGGGGAAGGGAAAUAGCAUAAUUUUGGUGUCCUUAAAAAAAAAAACGAAAAGCUGAGUAAACUCAGUCACGAAUCCCCUAAAUGUACUGCUAGUCCAUGUGUCAAUGUGGCUAUGAGAAGGAGGUCUGAGCCUAACUUUUCUUACUCCCUGAGGAGUUUCUUGUUGGACCCAAUGGGGUCCAUGGAAGACACUGAUGGGGAUGGAACCAGACCACAUGGCAUCAGCUGCGGUUUUCUGCUGUGUUCAUCUUCUCAGAAAACUCUGUUGCCCAGUUAUUUGGGAGCUCUUGUCAAUCUCUUUCCUAUAGUCUACCUUUGAAGGAAGGAACACUUUCAGGUUUAUUGUGAUUGGGGAGGAGAGUGGGACGAUACUCAAUCCUAUACAGGGUCAGGUUAGGUUAAUUUUCCCAUUUGGGAGUAAGUCCCUGGCCCUGCAAUUUCAAUGCUUAUUACCUAGCUUUCUACAGAGUAUGCUUUGUAAAUGUCUGCAGUUUGGAUAUGAUCUGUUAAUCCAUGUUGCUCAAAGCCAUGUUGAAUAUUUAGAUUUGCACAAAAUUUAAACACAAAAGUAUAAGGAAACACCCCCCUUUCUAAAGCCUUAUCUUGAACUCUGUCCCUCUCAAGAAUGUUUUUGACUAGAACUAGUGCUCCAGGUCACGUUUCUUUUCCUCUGAGAGUUGCAGCUGGCAGGGACGUCCCUCUGCUGCCGCUAAGCAGGCCACAAAGCAUGGGUUCACAUACAAGAGUACGGCAGGUUCUCUUGCUUUCCCGCUUGUGCCUAGUGGUUAUGGUCCCACUUCCCCUGUUAGGUUGCCCAGGGGGAUUCUUCACAUCAGAAAUACUAAGCUGCUCACUUGGCAGUUGAUUGUGAGCUCAUUUUAAGCCUCUGGCAUCCUGCAGCUACGUGACCGAGCAGACUAUCUUCAAUAAUCCUGUAGCUAAAAAAAAAAAAUAAUAAUAAUCCUGUAGCUACGUUUAGGGGAAAAUUGCUUAUGUCCAGGCCCCACCCUGUCACUCAUAAAUACCCCUUGUGGGGGUGGAGUUUUGGUGUUUUCAGCUAAGAAAACCACAUUUUAUCUUUUUUUGCCCCUCUGCUAGAGCUGUGAGCAUCUCAUAGCCUCCUCCCUAAAUACUCUGGUAAAACCUGCUCUUCUGCCUGAGGAUCAGAGGCUAGAAUCACUGCCUGCCUGCACAGCAGGACUACCUACUUUCCUGAAACUCUGAUCACCCAGAGAGUAGAGACAUAGGAGAGGGAAAUCUCUAGUUGUCAUGGUGGCUUAGGAAAACUACAUUUCUGAUUCUUCGUAUGAAGUGCUAUCUUUGCUAUCAAAUCUGAUUCAGUUUACACGAGCUUUGUCUUGGAAUCCUUUUUUGGGAACAGUUCAAAUCACUGUUUUCCUACAUUUUUUUUUAAGAUUUUAUUUUAUUUAUUCAUAGAGACAGAGAGAGAGAGAGAGAGAGGCAGAGACACAGGCAGAGGGAGAAGCAGGCACCACACAGAGAGCCUGACGUGGGACUCGAUCCUGGGUCUCCAGGAUCAUGCCCUGGGCUGCAGGCGGCGCUAAACCGCUGCGCCACCGGGGCUGCCCUGUUUUCCUACUUUAACCAGUUUCAUAGGAUCACAUACUUUAACUUCUCUGCUUCAGUCUUCCCUCUUUGGGAAUUCUGCGUAUUUCUGCUUUAUUCUCCCUCGUACAGAAAGGUGAGGAAGUCAUCACUGAAGCUCACCUACCUGUUCCCUCAAAGAACAUAUUAGCCAAGUGUAUUUGGCAGGGGAGAUGCUCAGAAUGUGGUUUUCCUCCCUGCACAUCACUCCUCUCAAGUCUACUGUCUGGGACUGCUGCCUCCGCUCUGUCCGUGGGCUACUUUUGGCAUUCGCUGCCCUUGGAGUAUAACUGCUGUGUUGAUCAGCUCUGUGAGACUGCCCGGCCCGCAUGUGCACAUGUUCUUGGAAAGCCCUCUCACCCCUUGUGGUGAACCUCUCUGGCCUCACGCUCCUCUAACACUAGUGCAUCUUCAAAUAAUUUUGACUUCAAGCUGUCAAACUUUAAUGGUGUGGCACAUGAGCUACUUUGGGAUAAAUGUGAUCUUAGGUGCUAGCCAAGGAUAGGUGGAGGGAGGAAGCUGUUGGGAUGAUGUAUUAUUUGAUCAUUUGUGCCUAAUUAAAUGAAGUUAGUGGUUUGCCUACCAUGACCAUGCCUGUGAUCUGUAAAUCUUCUAAUAUUAAUUUUAAUAUUAACUGUUAAUACUGAUUUCUAAUAUUACUAUUAAUUAGCUAUUUCCCUGAAUCCCCCACACAAAGCAAUAGGCCAAAUGUAGCAGAGAUGGGGGAGCCUUAAACACUGGUUGGCUUCAGAGCUCAGUUUGCAAGACAGAAGAAUGGAGACAGGCGCUGCAGCUGGCACUGAAGAAGUGCCACUUCAGUUACCUUGAGAUGGCUGGGCAGAAAGUUUGCUCUUCUCUUAUACUAACUAGUAACACUAAUGAAUAGAGAUUGAAACUUUAGAGGAGUAGAAACAGAUUGUCUGCUGCAGCUGUCUCUGGUAGCCAGAGCCAAAGACUGUUAUUUCGCUGAGGCUUGAGGAAGAAGGUUGGGGAUAUGAGGAGACUGAAGAUCCUAAAUAAGAAAAAAUAUGAAGGAGGUCAAGAGAACUUAUUGACAUUUUCUGAUUGCUGAUAACCCAGCACCUGUUUAGAUUUUUCUUAUUUUACUUGGGAUCACACAACUGGUCAGGCGGCCUCGGGAUGUUCCCUCUGCGAUGGUUCUUCACAGUGUUUUUGUGUCUCUGGGUUAUCUUGAUUUGUGGGUAGCUUUUGUUAUUCUGAGCUCAUUGCCUUUUUUACCGUUUCAGAUCUCCUGUCUAAAAUCCUUCCAAAUCAAUUCUAUUUUGCUGCUUUUCUUUAAUUCCCUAAAAGCCAUACAUAGUGUCUACAUUUUCUGUCAGCUCACACUUUCACCAGAAGUGGAACUAAUACAGGUAGGAAAAAAAAGCUCCCUUAACAAUGUUUUUAACUAAUGGUAAUUUUUUUUAAGCUUACCAAUAUAAGUAUUUUUAAAGGUUGUAUUUUUCAAAGUCAUACGAUGAUUGUUCUUGUUUUCGCUCAUAGAAUAGAUUGUUGUGGGAUAAAGAGUGGUCCCUAGCUUCUAUUUUUCCAAUUAAGUAGAACAUGUUCUUGGGAUUAUACUAUUAAAUGUUAAUUUUCUUUAAAAGAAAGAAGAAAGAUUUCUGUCUGCCAAAGUUUUACGUUAAUACUCAGAUUGGGGUAGAAAACAAAAAAGUGCUAGGUUUAACACUAGGAUGACUCAGGUUGUGUUCCUCUAGGUUUAAAAAGGGUUUUCCCACCCUUCUUAGGGGGGCACUGACUGUUUUAAACACAGAGACUUGAUUGGUUGGGUGGUUUUGUAUUGAUUAUCCUGAAAAAAAAAGCUGUUGGGAAGAAACGCUGGCCUUGGUGUGAAUGUUAGCCCCACCCCCAGUGCCAGCAUCCACAGGGCGUUUUCCUCAAUCGGUGUUCAGUAUAUUGUUUUCCAUGUGAAUGUUAUUAAUUGGUUCAGUUAUUUUGGCCUUUGUCAUUUAGCCAAAUAAAGGCAAAGUGGUUUUACCUAA
This is a messenger RNA of Canis lupus familiaris (dog), 5349 nucleotides long. RefSeq names its product phosphate cytidylyltransferase 1, choline, alpha (gene PCYT1A). The transcript has 9 exons. Gene Ontology annotation, cellular component: endoplasmic reticulum. Gene Ontology annotation, molecular function: choline-phosphate cytidylyltransferase activity; phosphatidylcholine binding. The record is from RefSeq and is a predicted model, not a curated record. NCBI's taxonomy places the organism in Eukaryota, Metazoa, Chordata, Mammalia, Carnivora, Canidae. The coding region runs from base 148 to 1251 and encodes 367 amino acids. Gene Ontology annotation, biological process: CDP-choline pathway.